Lactuca virosa is the source of this 817-nucleotide messenger RNA. The record is from the annotation of a GenBank genome assembly. Lineage: Eukaryota; Viridiplantae; Streptophyta; Magnoliopsida; Asterales; Asteraceae.
UGACCAUGACUAUAUUCACCCGUUGAUUUCGGUGUUUCGUUUCCAACACAAUUCAUUUGUUUAAUAGUUUUCAUACAUUACAACCACUUUGUGGUGAAGAAAUAUGGUACUAGUGAAAAGGACUCGAACUCAACAUUUAAAUCCCACUAAGUAGGCUUAUAUAUUGCAGUUGAUAAGAAAGUGUAAGCUUUACAAUUGAGAUCAUAAAGAAAGGAAGGAAGCAUGAGUAUAAUGAAGGUGAUGGUAGUUCUCUUGGUUCUCUUCAACUUCUAUUUUCCUGCAUCAUCUGCUCCUCUUGCAAGCAAUUUGAACUCAGGAAAUCCGUCGGAAAAAAUGACUGAGAAACAAAAAGGUGAAUCCAACGAUUCCAUAACUGGUGGUGAAGUUGGAACCGUAAAUCAGAGCAAAUUUGCUCAUGCCGGUGCAAGAGGUGGAGGUGGCGGAGGUGGUGGGCACUCGGCCGGAGGCGGCGGCAAGGGAGGUGGUGGACAGUCUUCCUCUUCUUCACGAGGAGGAGGCGCGGCGGUCAUACCUGUAUUUGCAGCUGGAGCUGCCGGUGCAGCUGGUCAACGCAACAAUCACCGUAGUGCUGCCGGUAUUUGUAGCCGCUGCCGGAAAGACAUGAUUCUGAUCGACGUAGCUACCACUUUAGCAUUAGUUUUACUGCGGAUCUCUGUGUAAAAUUCCACUACUAGUUCCUACGCGUUAGUGAAUAGAAGGGUAAAAUCGUAAAUUCUAGGAGGGCAUCUAUAUAUAUAUCUGUUUGGUCAGUUUGGACUGGAUGUUGUUAGGAUUAUGAUUCGUUUUUAUCGGAGAC